Haplochromis burtoni (Burton's mouthbrooder) is the source of this 2498-nucleotide messenger RNA. It is a transcript of the gene slc10a1, whose product is annotated as solute carrier family 10 member 1. The record is from RefSeq and is a predicted model, not a curated record. Lineage: Eukaryota; Metazoa; Chordata; Actinopteri; Cichliformes; Cichlidae. Gene Ontology annotation, cellular component: membrane. Gene Ontology annotation, molecular function: bile acid:sodium symporter activity. Bases 99 to 1133 code for a protein of 344 amino acids. Gene Ontology annotation, biological process: bile acid and bile salt transport. The transcript has 8 exons.
UAACAGGAGUGUCAACACAAAAGAGUUGAUUUUAUGACAAAGAGACGAGAGACGAGGAAAGGAAGAAUCUGUCCCAGAAGCUCUGAUUUGAAGGCACCAUGGACCACACAGUGGAUAUUAUCUCCGAUCCAGAUCCGUGGCUCAACAACACAAAUGCAAACAGCACCUCCAGUUACAUGCCUACCAUGUCACCAGUAAUGGACAAAACCAUCAACAUAAUUAUGAUAAUUGUCUUAUUUGUUACCAUGGUUUCACUGGGAUGCACCAUGGAGGUGUCCAAGAUCAAGCAUCAUAUGAGAAAACCUAAGGGGGUGGCUAUCGCAGUCGUGGCUCAGUAUGGCAUAAUGCCUCUCACAGCUUUUUUCUUAGCUAAGCUGUUUAAGUUGGCUGAAAUAGCAGCUGUGGUGAUUCUGAUCUGUGGCUGCUGUCCCGGAGGAGCUCUCUCCAACAUCCUGGCUUUGGCUCUUCAGGGCGACAUGAACCUCAGCAUCGUGAUGACCUCUUGCUCAACGUUGCUGGCUCUUGGUAUGAUGCCUCUCCUGCUCUACCUCUACUGUCAGGGUUUCUCCGACCUGCAGAACGCUGUCCCUUAUGUUGAAAUUAUCGUAUCACUGGUCAUGAUCCUGGUGCCGUGCGGCAUUGGCAUCAUCAUCAAUACCUACAGGCCGCAGUACUCAAAGAUCAUCACAAAGGUAGGCCUAAUUAUAAUGAUGAUUUUUAUCGCGGUGAUCGUCACCUUAACCAACAUUGGAAUCGGAAGAGUCAUGCUGACUGUGCUGUCUCCUCCGCUCUUGGCCAUCGCUGCUCUCAUGCCUUUGAUAGGCUACUCCUUUGGAUAUGUCCUCUCUGCGAUCUUCAGACUCAGCCAGUCGGAGCGGAGGACCGUUUCUGUGGAAACAGGCUGUCAGAACAUCCAGCUGUGCAUCACCAUAUUGAAGAUAGCUUUCCCCCAGGAAGUGAUAGGCCCUCUGUUUCUGUUCCCAAUGAUCUAUGGGUCUUUUCAGGUGACGGAGGCAUUGGUGCUCGUCGUGCUGUUCAGGUGCUACCGAAGGUUCACGAAAAAGGAGAAAGAGACUUACCAGCCUGCGGUCACUGAAGAGGAGCUGAAAGAGACGACUGAGGGGACUGUGUGACCUCAAUCACCACCCAUGUAUUGUACAGCCUACAGCUGACUAAACAAACAGAAAAAUGCACAGCCGUAUAGCUGGUCUUGAUUUUUAUACUGUAUUGUGAUCUGAAACCUCUAAGUGCAUUAGAAACUUCAGUUUUUUUUUAUUGGUUAAGUCUAUUGUCUUUCUACACCAUGCAAACAUCAUCAUAGUUUUGACUGAAAAUAAAAUCUUCAUGUACAAAAAUGUAUUUUUACAAACUCAUUUGAAGACUACAUUUAAAAGUCUGCAAUCUACACAUGAAUCCCAAAUAAAAGCACAGCCACGCAAUAUAAUGCAAGAAGGAACAGCAUCCUUUAGUCAGUCGUAACUAUGGCCAUAAAAAGCAUGAACAUAUGUGAUUGCAACAUUAUAAUUGCAAACAUGUGCUGCUGCUAGUCCAUUCAGAGCUUUUAUUGUCACCAAGAGGGCCGUCUUCUAAGCUGGAAAACAAAAAACAACUUGGACUUCUUACAGUGGAAGAAUCUCUUUCUUUAGAUCCUUGGAAAAAGCUCAACAAGUUCAACAAGAAAUAAUCAGUUAUCAUCAGUAAACUAACACAUGUUUUUCCAUUGCAUAAUGUGAUUGCAAUUUGAUGAUUGAUGAUUUUGCAGAGUGGUUUGUGAUGAAUCAUCUGCUGAAUGUAAAUAAGACCAGAGAGAUUGUGAUCAGCUUCAGAAGGAAGAGGACAGCUACAGAACCCAUCACUGUCCUGGGACAGGAUGAUGCUGUGGUGUGACACAGGUAUCAUAGAGUAUGUGUAUAAUAAUGGGGUGAGCAAGGAAACAAAUUUCUUAAUUUAGAGGAGCUUAUUGGGUAAUAGUUGAGUAAAGGUCUCACUGAUGUUAAACACGUUUUCAAGAGAAACCUGAGAGCUGCACCAUGAAGCAGGUUCAGGUUAAAAUCCCCAGUUAUCAACUUCUUAUUACUUGUUAUCACUGGCUUCAUGCUUCACAUAAAAUAGGGUGGCCUGUCGUUGGACUGUCAUGUCUGCAACUUAAAAGAAACGGUGAUAGAAGAAUAUGAGAGACAUCAAGACAGCAAAACUGGAUGCAGGACUGCUUUUUCUGGCCUGCUGGAGGGGAGGUGAUUCAAGGUGACUCAUUUUCUACAUUGAAUAUUCACUAUAAUACCUCAAGUGUAUGAGUUUUAUUAACUGUAAUACCAGCAAUGUACAAAAUAUUUGUCAGAAAUCUUUGGCAAAUUAAAAAAAAAUAAAAAUGUGGAGGACAAGAAAAAACUGCAGCGGAUGGUGAGGGCGGCAGAGUGGGCAACUGCCACUUCACUAACCCCCCUCAGAGUAGGGCUGUGCGAUAUGACCAAAAUCUCAUAUCCCGAUAUAAAACAUCU